This is a messenger RNA of Stylophora pistillata, 5107 nucleotides long. RefSeq lists its product as uncharacterized. The record is from RefSeq and is a predicted model, not a curated record. NCBI's taxonomy places the organism in Eukaryota, Metazoa, Cnidaria, Anthozoa, Scleractinia, Pocilloporidae.
UUAAAAACUGGUACACAGCUAGUUCCAUUCAGGCAGUUUUACUACGCAUUCACAGGCACUCAUAAAGACGCACUCUUAAAGAGAGCAGCGAAAAUAUUUACUGUGAGACGGUUUGUGAAACAUUCAUCGGAGGGCUUAAACAAAGGCCGGAACUGAACAGUAUUUGAACUGAACAGCAUUUGAACUGAACAGCAUUUGAACUGAACAGCAUUUGAACUGAACAGCAACAAGAGCUUUGAUUCACGAAACUAAGUGUUGUUCCUAAACCGGAAUAUGGACUUCACUGAGUCACAGGACGGAGAGGGAUGGUAUUUUGUCCAAAACAAAGAAGAAAUCGAUACAAAAUGCUUGUUGAAAGAAGGAGGGCCGACAGAGGAAGAUAUUGAAUGUAUAGUCAGAGAAAUAAGCGGCAAUCCUGGUGAAGAGAGGAAGCUAUUUGAGUUAACGCGGGUUAACAAUGAUGAUGCAGGAUACAUUAGUGGGGAUUCCACAGACAACGCUAAAGAUUUCACUGAUGGAAUGACCAUACUCAAGCAUCAACUAAACAACCAAACGUACGAAGGACUAGCUGCAGUUUUAAGUGACCCAUCCCUGAACAGGAAAGAUUUGGUGGUUAAAGUUUGCUGCAUCCACGAAGAUCUGCUUCCCACCUACAUUUUGGCGAGAGGCAACCAAGCCGUAACAGCUUAUCGAGGAGCUUUAAAAUCAGGCGAAACACCCGACAACCGAGUCAAGGUAAUAUUGAUUGGUGAUGAUCAAGUCGGCAAAACAAGCGUUGAAAAAGCACUGAGAGCCAAAACACUUAAGAGUAAAGACACACAUGGGUCAGAAGAGCUAGGACAAGUGACUGAAAAAAAUCGACCAGUGUUGCCACAAACUGAUGGAGGUAUUUCGCUGCUACAACCUGUGGAUAGAGUGGACGAGGAAGCCAGCUUGGUUGAAGAGAUCUCAUUAUACGAUGAGGUCGAUUGCGUUCGGCGUAAUUCCCCUGAAAAAGAAUUAGAAAUAUGGGAAUUAUCUGGCCAAGGCGUCUACCGUGCCAUACAUCCUAUGUUCAUGACCCCAGAUGCUGUAUACAUCUUGGUGUUUGAUCUGUCAAAGCGAUUGUUUCAAACGUCAAGGGAAGAAGACAACGAGAACAGUUUGCCACCGAAUUCAGGGAAACAAGAUUCCAAUCUUGAUUGUAUUAUGAGGUGGAUGGACAUCUUGAAUUCCUUGAAAUAUUCUGCCGAUGGUGAAACUCUUCCCCCAGUUAUCCUUGUGGGUACUCAUGCUGACCGUGUUGAAGGAGACCCGGAAAAAAUCAUGGGUGCGCUUUUGGACAGAUUCCGCAACAUCAAGCUGGGCGAUCAAAUCAAAGGAAAAUUCGUCUUGGACAAAACACGCAAUGUAAACGACCAAGAAGACCGACAAAUUGCCAAUUUGCGUCGGCGAAUAUUAAAUGAAGCCAACAAGCUGCCGCAUGCUAAGAAGAAGAUCCCCCGUAAAUGGUUUGACAUAGAAAGAAAGAUUCAAGAAGAAGCUAAAAGGGGAGUUAAGUAUUUUACUUCCAAAGAGGUCUUCACAAAAGAAAUUGUCAAGAAAGUUUGUCAAACUCAAGAUGUACAUGAUAUCGACCAGAUUUUGCACUUCCUUUGUGAUCGUCGGUCGAUAAUCUAUCCCGAGAAUGCUUCUGAAGAAGAUGGCUUGGUAGUACUGGAUCCACAGUGGCUUGCGGAUGGACUUUGCAAAGUAUUAAAUAAAGAAGAAGACGUGGUAGAAUUUCGAAACCUACGGCACGAACUUCGAGAGACAGGCAUCCUGCACCAAAAACUUUUUGAUCACGCCUGUCUAGAGUGGGGUGUACAAGAAAUUCAGCAGCCAUUGGUUUCUCUCAUGAAACAUUACAAUCUCCUUUUUUCCUGUCCAAGUAAGGACAGGGGAAAAGAAGAUUGUAACGAGCAACCCAGUUAUCUCGUUCCAAGCAUGAUUAGAAGAAAGAUGGGAGAAGAUAAAGUCAUCUCAAGUAAGAAUGGUUCUUCAACACAUCCACCGAUUUAUUUAACCUUUAGAACCAAGUUUGUACCAAUGGGCUUAUUCUCCAGACUGGCUGUGCUUAUUGGAGCAUGGGCUGCGACAAAAAGUUCCAGUGACCAGCCGCAGAUCUACGCCGACACAGCACACUUCAUUUUAGAGGGCAAGAAAUUCUUGGAGUUGAAGUGCUUGAAAAGUGUCAUUAGGUUGCAAGUUUGGUCUCAAGACAGCACAGAUCCACUAUACGCUGAUCCAGGAUUUUACUUCGAGAUUUAUCGCUGUUUGGAAAGGAGUUUGGAAGCGAUACGAACAACUUGUCACUGGUUACGUUCUGUUUCCCGGGAUCUUUGUGUACAAUGCUGCGUACAAUCUUGUCCAGGCACGGUCAACUCAAAAACCGGAAAAUGUAUCUGGCACGACAGGGAAAAAUGUCCUCAAGAAGACUGUGCACACUAUAUUCCUUUGAAAAGGCACGCUACCUUGUAUUGUCCACAGACCAUGACGUGUCUCCCUGAGGGAAAAUUUAAGAUGUUGGUGCAGGCUUUGGAGAACAAUAACAGUCAAGAGAGAAAAGUUGACCAUUCAUCGGCCAUCUCACGAAAAGAAAAUCUAGCGCUGCCUUCAAGAUCCUCGACCAAUGAAAUUACUGUUCUGCUGUUAGCUGAGGAGUGGGGCUCAGGGAAGGGAGGUCUAUCAACAAUCAGUAGGGAACUGGCAAUUGAGCUUGCAAAAUAUUCCAAUCUGAGAAUCCACUUCUACGUCAUCAACUCCAGCGAAGAAGAUAAGCAAAUGGCGAAGAGAAGCAACAUCAACGUCAUAAAAGCCAAAGAACGACCUGGUUUUAAUAAUGGUUUUGACCGGUUAGCGUUCCCUCCGGUAGAAUUACCAGAGAUUGACGUUGUUAUUGGGCAUGGAGUGAAGCUGGGAAAGCAGGCUCAAAUUAUUCAAGUCAAACAUCCAAGAUGUGUCUGGGUUCAGUUUGAGCAUACCGCUCCGGAGGAACUUGGCGCCUACAAGAAUUAUGAGGGCAACAUCGCGAGAGGAGAAACGAAGCAUUGCGAUGAGGUAGGUCUCGCCGAACUCGCUGAUAUCGUGGCUGCAAUCGGUCCCAAACUGACAGAGUAUUACAAGACUUCACUGCGUCCUUUUAAAGGUGGACCGGACAAGGUUUUCCAAAUGACUCCGGAUCCAAGCAUGUUCCACGAAUUUCAUUCGUGCGAGCAGGACAGGGAAGACAGAGACAAUUUCAACGUUUUGAUAUUUGGUCGUGGUGACUCGGAAGAUUUCGAGCUUAAAGGAUUUGACAUAGCCGCAGCAGCAGUUGCAGAACUUAAGGACGGGAGGUACCACCUCUAUGCUGUUGGUGCUACACACGGACAACAGGAAGUUGUUCGAAAGAAGUUACUUCAGUAUGGUCUCUCCGAAAGUCAGUUGACAGUUCGUGGUUUUAUCGAACGUAGAGAUAAAGUUGCCCAGUUGCUGUGCGAAGUGGACCUUGCCAUCAUGCCAUCAAGAACAGAGGGCUUUGGACUGACAGCUCUUGAGGCCUUAGCUGCUGGUCUUCCGAUUUUAGUUGGAGCAGAUUCAGGUUUUGCCAAAGCUCUUCAAAAUAUUAAAGAAUCAGCUUGCAUCGUGAAUGACAAUGACAUAAAGGAAUGGGCCAAAGCAAUUCGAGGCGUCAAGGAGAAACCUAGAUCAACGCGAUUAGAAGAAGCCAUGAGGUUAAAAGAGAGGUACCAAGGGGAAUUUUCCUGGUCAAAGAGAUGUAAAACCCUCCUGCAGAAAAUUAAUCUUCUUGUUGAAAAGAAACGUCACAGUAAAGAUAUGAAAGACGAACAAAAGCGUGAAGACGCAACAAACCCAGAGGAAAAUGAAGAAGAUGAAACGCAAAACCAGUCACAAACAACGCGAACACCUGACGCAGUUGAGGAACUGGAGCCGACAGAUUAUGACGAGGGUUACAGUUGCUCCAAAGACAGAACCAAUUCAAAUCAAUCUUUAUCCGGACAUGAGGAGACCAGACAUUCUCUAGUCGUAGAGCCUGGUUUAUCUUCCGAGAUCGAAAACACGCGACUUAACAAGCAGCAAAACGGAUCUCAACUUGAGCAAGAUGAAAAUCAGAAGACAGAUGCAUUCGAAAAGAAUUCAACCCAAGAACCACGACAGAGGAAAAAUCUUCCGAGUCAAACGGAUUGCGACGGAAAGAUGACGAAAGACGUGAAGCGUUCAAGGAUCGAGGGCCUUCAAUGUUGGAGAACAAGAAGUUGCUUGAUGCUACUCAUAUUAGUAAUGUUGAUAGCAGCAGCAUUCUGUUUACAACUGUAGAGUUUUAUGAAGGAUUAACGGAGUGCGCCUCUGUUGGCGCUUGUCUGUACUAUAGAUAACUUGUAAUAAGCUCAGUUGGGCGUUAAUAAGUAUUUUGCAUCGAAGUAUCCAUAAAUCAACCAUUUACAUUGGUAACCAUAAUACCCUCCACACUGUUCUAAUAAUAUUUCCUAUGGAACUGACAAGGAGAAAUUAUUUGAAAAUAAGUAUCUUUUAAAUUAGUGAUAAUUUUUCUGUAUUCUCAUGACCUUUAUAUUUGAUUUAAGGGUGACACUGUUAGGAGAAAUGAGUACUCAGUCAUUUUUAGGGGUAUAGAGGUAAAAUAACAUUUCAUCUGGCGUUCCAAUUCAUCAAUUAUAUAAUCAUUGUACGAUCCAAAUGAUAAAAAUCACACCUUACUUACUGCUCUAUUGUUUUUUUAGGGGGAGAGGAGAGGGGGUCAAAUAAAUUGCCCUUUUUCAAUCAAGAUCUCCAGGUAUAUUCUCCGUACUGCGUGUCUUUCAGAUUUGGUGGUGUAAUAUGGUUUUUCGCCCCUUUCCUUAACAACAUUUACAUAAGGGUUGUGGGAUUCCUUAUUAGCGAUCCCCGGGUCAAAUUAUCAACGCAUUAACCACGAUCACAUAAACAUAGUAGACAUUAAAAUAUCUUUAGGGCAUCUAUAUAAAUUCCAUUCUUAGAGAAUUAAGCCGUUACUUAAAGUAUCAUUCUAUUCAUUUAUAUAUUUAUGUCAAAAUAUAAUAAACAUUACUGGGUAAAGUCGUAAAACGUA